AUGGAUGCUCAGUUGUUGACUGUGCUGCAGUUGACGGCAUGGAGCAGCGUUCUGAGCAAGAUCCUUGACUGGCUGUGUUCAUUCCUCCCGGGAUUCGACAACGAUGAGCUAUACCCUCUGCACGCUUUCGACGAUACCAGAGAGAACAGGAAGAUAAUAUCAUGGACUCUCCGCUUCGAUAGCGUCCUUGACGCGGACCAGCUUCACCUCUCCCUUGUCAAACUCAUCGAUCGCCCUGGAUGGAGGAAAAUGGUGCCGGAAAGAUUCACUUACGACCGACCGGCGGUCCGAUUCACAAAUGAAGAAUUUGACCUCGACAUUGAAGAAGAGCCUCGCGUAUGGAAACUUCCAAGGGGCGACAAUACAGGAAGACCGUCGCUACACGACGGCCCUCCGGCCUUCCGAUACCUCACUAAGCAUCCUGAUAUGCCGACUAAGUUCUCAGAAUACGUGGGCAAAGAUGAGCCUAUGAUGUCCAUGCAUAUCGCCUCAUUCAACGACGGCACACUUGUCACUUUGACCUGGCCUGGUGUUGUGUCGGAUAUGAUGGGGAUGCAUGGGCUCAUCCAGGCCUGGUGUGAAGUCCUCGGAGGCCGUGAAGACAACGUUCCGGAGGUCAUGGGGGCACACAAGGACCCGAUGAGAUCCCUCGGACGACUGAAACUGAGGGAAGACUAUGUAUUCGCUGGAGCUCAUCUGCAAGGUCUCCAACUCCUGCAGAGUAUGUUCCACUUGGUCAUGGACAAGUGGGCACAUGGCGAGAUGGAGUCCAAAACACUUUGCAUUCCUGCUCCAUCCAUGGCCAAAUUGAAACGGGAAGCUGGCGUAUCCUCGAGUAGCGAGAAGUCACUCAUAAGCGAAGGUGACAUCUUGGCGUCCUGGCUGGCGAGACAAGCCUGCUCUAUCCUGCCGAUUUCCUCCGACCGGCCGGUGACCGUUUCGAUCCCGUUUGAGGCGCGGUCGAGACUGCCCAUGGUAUUUCCCCAACAAACAGACAUGGAAAAAGAAAGCUGGGGAGAGACAUGUCGACCAAAUCCCGUCUAUCUCGGCAACGCCACAUUCAACGCUCACCUCCACAUUCCAGGUUCUGCCCUUCUCAGCGCGCCCAUAGGAGAGGUCGCCUACGCAACUCGUGCCGCUAUCCUUCGGCAGACAACAGAAUCACAAAUCAAGGCUGGCUCACGCGAGAUCCGCCGUCAGCAGGAAGAAGCAAGUGGCUUCAUGGGCAAGAUGAGACUGCCACUCAAGUACACCACGCCUGACAGCAUGAUGGUUACGGUGUCAAAUUGGAGCAAAAUGAAUGUCUUUGAUGCGUUCGACUUCUCACCUGCGGUUAUCAACAAGAACAUAGGUGUUGCUGCCGGGGGUAUGACUGGCCUCAAGGCGGGCAAGCCGACAUAUAACCACAUGGAUGUGCUAAGGCCGAAGAAUGUCAGCUGCUGGAUGGGAGGCCCUGAGAGAGGAGUUGGCCUGGUUAUAGAAAGCACUAGGUAA
Molecule: messenger RNA, 1494 nt
Organism: Diaporthe batatas
Lineage: Eukaryota; Fungi; Ascomycota; Sordariomycetes; Diaporthales; Diaporthaceae
Exons: 3
Coding region: 1-1494 (497 amino acids)
Source: RefSeq, a predicted model, not a curated record